Messenger RNA from Phaedon cochleariae (mustard beetle), 2210 nucleotides. The record is from the annotation of a GenBank genome assembly. NCBI's taxonomy places the organism in Eukaryota, Metazoa, Arthropoda, Insecta, Coleoptera, Chrysomelidae.
UCGUCGUUUGGUUUGUUUAUUUUUGUUCCGUGAUUCAAAUUUGUUAUUUAUUUCAAUGGGAAACAAGAUUAUUAGGAAGGUGAUGAUUAUAAUUUCCUAGGUGAUAUUUCAUCCCCCAAUUCUCACCCCAAGUGUGAGUAAUCGAUAAUAACAUGGAAACAAAAACCCGUCCAAAUUUCUGGUGGUUGAAAUCGGCCCCGACAACGCCCGCACCAACAACAGAAAAAGACGGGAAUUUAUCAGUUCCUAAGCUGAAUUUGCGUCCGUCCACUUCCUUAGUAGACCUUUUGGAAAAAGAUAAAGAGAACGUUGAAUCUGAUGUAGAUGUGGGCAGUAUCAUAGAAGAAAUAAACAGAGUGGCAGCACAAAGUCCCCUGGGUCCUUAUGAAAAGCCCCUUGGUGAUAGAAGCAUAGACGAUCUGAUGAAAGAAGCAGAAAAGAUCUACCUAGAAAGUUCAAAGAGCUUUGAACAGUUGAGUCAGAGGAGCAAGACCUCCCAAAACAUAUCAGAUUUGAUUUCAAAGGAUUCUACACCUACUCCACAAAGUUUGAGUCCAUUGCCAAUGGAUCCAGAGCAUAGUGAAGAUGACUAUUCAGAAGAUUUUUCUGAGGAGAGUAAACUGGAAACAACUCCACCAGCAAAUAAAAUCAUUGAGCUGGUACAAGAAGAGACAAAUAUAAAAAAUGAUAAGGAUAAUAAUCCAGAUAAUAAUAUUGACACUAAUAGAAGCAGGGAAAAUGUAUCAAGCAUUUCGAGGUCUAAAUCAGUAGCAACUUUGAAAGAUUCACAAAGUAUUAGAGAUAGAAUGAUUAAGAGUCUGUCAGCUAGUCAAUCUUUAGGUCAUAGUUUAGUUGUAGAUUCUGCCAAGUUCCACAAAGAUGAACAGUUUGAGCAAAUUAAGUCUGAACUAGAAUUGAAGAAUAAUUUGAUAAGUACUUUGGAGGAGAAUAAUAGGAGUUUGAAAUUUGACAUGGAGGAAGUAAAGCUGCAAUUACAAAAAACAAACGCCCUGCUGGAACAAACCAAAGCCGCCCUAGACGCCAAAACAACCACCUCCCCGGCACUGAACCUGGAACUGGAAAACACUCUGGAACAGCUCAAAGACUCCAGAGAGAUAAACACUGCUCUACAACUGCAGCUGGACACCGUAAACAGAAGCCAACAGAACUUGAAGAGCUCCUACGACGACCUCCUGAACUCGACCAAAAUUUUGGAGAGACGCCUCGGGGAAGUGGAUUUCACUUUGUCCAAGUACAAAGACGAAAUAAUCGAUUUGCAAAAUGCCAAAGAGAAGUUGCAGCACAACGAAGCAAACCUCAAUAAGCUCUUGGAAAUCGAGAAGCUGCAAACGAAAAGCUUCAAGUUGCAGCAUGAAAGGGACGCCAAAUGCAUCCAGGACCUCAACAGGCAAAUCAAAGAAAUGGAAAGAAUCAUAGCGAGGAAGCACCCGGACUCCGUUUCCGCUUUGAUAGUGGCAGCCAAAGAAAACGCCACCGAUACCAAUAGUACUGCCAGGAAGAUCCUGGAAGACAGGAUAAAGUGCCUGGAAAGGGAACAGCUAAGCAGAGAAUCGCAGUCUUCGAAGGUGUUCGUGGAGAUCCAGGAGAAGUUCAAUCAGAUGAAAGACAAAUAUGAGAGUCAUAUCGAGGAUUUGGAGACGCAUGUCAAUGAUCUGAAGGACCAGCUGAAAAGGAAGGAGAAAAUCCCCCACAAAGAACAUUUCUCCGUGUCCACGCAAACGGAUCCGCUUCCCAGCAAACCGCCGAAACCGUUACCGGCCAAAAAACAUUUCGAAAAUACGAAGGAAGACGCCCAUUUGUUGGCGACGAUCAGAGGUCUUCAGACGGAUUUAGCCAAUAAAGAGAAAGUCAUCGUUCGACUGCAAAAGGAGCGCGAAGGCAGCUUGAAGAACCUGCUGGACAAGAACUCCUUCAGGAGUUGCCCGGAGAAGUUGUCGUCGCAGGCGAGAUCGAACAGCGCCAGCUCGGAAAAGGAGUUGCGAACGGAAAAGGAGUUACGAACGGAAAAGGAGUUGCGAAACGAGAAGGAGUUGCGUAGGGAGGAGGAGACUUUGCAGAGGUUGAAAAGCGAGAGGGAUACGUUGAGGAGGCAAGUGGUCGGGCUGGAGGAGGAUUAUCGGGCGCUGAAGGCUAAGAGAAUACAAGACGUGAGUUUCGAUAUUUUUAAAUCACUUUAUUUCUACUGUUGA